This is a messenger RNA of Ostreococcus tauri, 1287 nucleotides long. RefSeq names its product CidB/LrgB family. NCBI's taxonomy places the organism in Eukaryota, Viridiplantae, Chlorophyta, Mamiellophyceae, Mamiellales, Bathycoccaceae. The record is from RefSeq and is a predicted model, not a curated record. The coding region runs from base 1 to 1287 and encodes 428 amino acids. The transcript has a single exon.
AUGUCGUCGACGCCGAGCGCGACGGAGCACGGGAAGCUUGUCGCGAGCGCGGGCGCGUUAUUCGCGCUGGACAAGACGCUCGAGCACGUCCUGAAGACGGCGGGUGUCAAGUUCCCGAGCGCGCUCGUGGGCAUGUUCGGUCUCCUGGCGGUCAUGCUCGUCGCAGAAAAGAUCGCGGGGGAGGAGAAGGCGAACGAGAUCAAGGCUCUGGUCGCCCCUGCGCUGAGUUGGAUCACCUCUUGGUUGCCGGUGUUCUACGUCCCGAGCCUGGUGGUGAUACCGCUGGUGGUGACGAAGAUUGCGCCGGCAGCCCUGGUCAAGGUGCUCGCGAUCGUCGUCGUCGGGUUCGUAGUCACGAUUGCAUUCAGUGCGUACAGCGCGGGGGCGAUUCGUAGGAUGACAGGGACGGAGAUGUUACCGGUGCCGCCGGCAAAACCGCUACCGGCGACGGAGGACUACGUGUACAAGCUGUGGGGAGGUGUCUUGGCCGCGACCGCGGUCGCCGCCGUCGCGACGGGCGCGAACCAGAUGAAGGUGUUCGCCAUGCUUGCGGCCACGGUGUGCUCGUUCCUCGUGGGCAACAUUCCGGACGUCAAAGCGAAAAUGAAUCCGAUUGUCACCACGUCUGUGCUCGCCAACAUUGCCGCCGCGGUGCUCGGCGUCAUGACGGGUGACGGAUGGAUGGGCACGCUUGGUCUGUAUCGCACCGGCGCACCAUUCGCGAUGAGUAACGUCGGUGCGCUGGGCGCCGGCGACGUCUUGAUGCUCUUCCUCGGUAGCGUCAUACUGAGCUUUGCGUUCAAGGUGUUCGAGGCGAGAGCCAUCAUCCAACGUCACGCCGUAGAGAUUUUCGGAUGCCUCGUUUCCACGUCCAUAUUCGCCAUGUUCGCCACGGCGAUCGCGGGCAGAGCGCUUGGUCUGAGCUCUGCGCUCUCCGCCGCCUUGGUCCCGCGUUCGGUGACCGUAGCUCUCGCUAUUCCGGUGACGACUCUACUCGGACAUCCGGAGAUGGUGAGCGUGACAGCCGCCGGCGUCGUCCUCACCGGCCUCAUCGGUAGCUCCCUUUGCAUCACCAUUCUCAACAAGAUUGGCGCCAAGGAUCCAAUCACGCGAGGUCUCGCCACCGCCGCUUCCGCGCACGGUCUCGGUACGGCGGCUCUCGUCGGUAGCGAGCCGGCUGCUCUUCCGUACUGCGCACUUGCGUACGCGCUCAGCGGCAUCAUUUCCAGCGUGCUUGUCGCCAUCCCGAUCAUCCAAAAGGCGCUCGUCGCUAUCAUUGGUGCGUAA